CCGGUCAGAGGUCAGUGAGCGCGCGCCCUCCAUCAAUCCACAGCAAAGAACAAGAAGCACUUCGUUACAAACAAAAGUUACAGACCGACUGAUGUCCAGAGGUUUUCCUUAAAACAAGCCAGUGAAGCUACAAACAACAGCGGCCACUGUGGUUUCUCAUCGGGGAGCUCGGUGAUCGUUGUUAGCUUAUCGUGUAGUCGCUAGCCUCGUUAGCCACAUUAGCUGGCUGUUGGAGAAAGUUCCUGCUAGCUCCAUCGCAAGCUAGCUAGCUAGCUAACCGAAACUCCCAUUUCUCCUUUGACCGGAGCACAACAAACAACCGCAAACAUGCAGGAUAUGCUGGCUAACGUGGAUCACCUCAAGUUUGACCUGGAGCUCGCUGUGCAGCAGCAGCUAGGAGCACAGCCGCUGCCCUUCCCCGGCAUGGACAAGUCCGGGUCUGCUGUGUGUGAGUUCUUCAUGAGAGCAGCUUGUCUGAAAGGUGGGAUGUGUCCGUUCCGUCACAUCAGCGGAGAGAAGACGGUGGUGUGUAAGCACUGGCUCAGAGGACUGUGUAAGAAGGGAGACCAGUGCGAGUUCCUCCACGAAUACGACAUGACCAAGAUGCCUGAAUGCUACUUCUACUCCAAGUUUGGUGAGUGUAGCAACAAGGAAUGUCCAUUCCUGCACAUUGAUCCAGAGUCCAAGAUCAAAGACUGUCCCUGGUAUGACCGAGGCUUCUGCAAACACGGUCCUGACUGCAGACACAGACACACGAGAAGAGUGAUCUGUAUGAAUUACCUCGUGGGCUUCUGUCCAGAGGGGAAAUCCUGUAAAUUUAUGCACCCUCGCUUUGAGCUGCCUAUGGGAGCCUCUGAACAGCCUCCUCUACCACAGCAAAUCCAGAACCAGACGAAGCCUGUGCCUACCAUCGGUCGCUCGUCACUCUCCCUAAUCCAACUGACCAACUCCAGUCCAGGCCUGCGGCCGCAGAACCACACAGCAAUGGCUGCUCCUCAGCAAAAUAACAUGACCGGCAACAGAGGGCCUCGGCCACUGGACCAGGUCACCUGCUAUAAAUGUGGUGAGAAGGGCCACUAUGCCAAUAAAUGCACUAAAGGCCAUCUUGCUUUCCUGAGUGGACAGUGAUCUUCAGCCUUGGGGUCACCAUGGUGCUGUAGCUCAGUCAUCCUGAUGUGAGCAGAAGAGAGGAAGAUCCUUUGCUCUGCAGACUGAAGAUAAUAAAGACUUUGACUGCACUGUUGAGUCUGUCUCGUCUUACAGACACAGAAGGGAGGAACGAUAAACAAGCUACUAUUUCUACUCUUUGUGGGUACAUGAAAAUAUCCAGGAACACCAGAAAAAAGAGUCACAAUCUGAGUGGCUGGCUGACUUGUGUGCAAGUCCUUAGAGUUUUCUACAAAGUUUGUACUGUAAAGCACACUGAGUAUUUAUAGACAUCACACCCAGGGUCCAACAGAGGUGCAGUGCUGUGACAUGGUGCUGCUUCAGUAUGUACAUUUCCUUGGGUCAUGUGACUGCAUCAGUGACACCAGACCAGUCUUUCUAUUCUGCUACUUGUGAUAAAUCUGACAGUGUAAAUGCAAUAAAAAACAAACGUGAUAAAUGCCAGGAGGAAUGUAAAUGAAUGCCAUUUGUACUUGUACUUGAACUGCUGUAAUUAACUGGAGCUCAAAUCCACCCCGCAAUGGUUUGUAUUGUAUUCGAAACACCACCCGAAAUCUUCAGCUUCCCACACACCAUAUCACACUUGUCAGAUUUUAGACUUUCUAAUGGAAACCUCCCAUUUGUGGACUUUUUUUACGUUUUAAAUCCUGGGAUGUUGUUAAUUACCAGUUAUGCGUGGACAUCUUGCGUUGUUUGAUCUGAUUUAAGAGCAUUCAAAUUUUACCCAAGAGGAUAUGUGUGGCUACAGCAGUUUGGUUCCUGGUCUCUUCACUUCAUCAUUGUGUUAACAGUCUGAACAUCUCACAAUCUGUACAGUGUGUAGAAAUAAAUGUUCUUGUUACAAA
This is a messenger RNA of Epinephelus lanceolatus (giant grouper), 2012 nucleotides long. It is a transcript of the gene cpsf4, whose product is annotated as cleavage and polyadenylation specific factor 4. The record is from RefSeq and is a predicted model, not a curated record. NCBI's taxonomy places the organism in Eukaryota, Metazoa, Chordata, Actinopteri, Perciformes, Serranidae. Gene Ontology annotation, molecular function: zinc ion binding; RNA binding.